This is a messenger RNA of Penicillium pulvis, 312 nucleotides long. RefSeq lists its product as uncharacterized. Bases 1 to 312 code for a protein of 103 amino acids. Gene Ontology annotation, biological process: vacuole fusion, non-autophagic. Gene Ontology annotation, molecular function: endopeptidase inhibitor activity. Lineage: Eukaryota; Fungi; Ascomycota; Eurotiomycetes; Eurotiales; Aspergillaceae. The record is from RefSeq and is a predicted model, not a curated record. The transcript has 4 exons.
AUGAAGCUCUUUUCUAUCGCCUUCAUGGCUAUGCUGCCUUUGGCGCUGGCUGCCAAGUCGCUCAAAUCCGUUAUCAUCACCUUCCCCAAGGGAACUCCCUCCAGUGUCAUUACUCAAGCUAAAGACUCCCUGGUAGCCUCGGGUGGCAUCAUCACUCAUGAAUACUUUCUGAUCAAUGGAUUUGCCGCAGAGGCUCCUGUGAAUGCCCUUCAGACCCUUUCUACGGAGUCUACCGAAUAUAAACCGGUGAUCGAGGAGGACAAGGUCGUGUCCGCGAACGGGGAAUUUGUGGGUCAGGAGCAUGAUUCUUAA